AUGGGGCCAGGAGCUGUGGACACUGACAGCCAAGUGCCACUGCAGCGAGGGUACCGUAUUGGUGGCAAUGGACACCAGAAGAGUGGAUGGUGGCCAGAACCUCCUUGUAACUGCAAGAGACGCACUGUCACCCUCACAGUCGCCCUCGCAAUCAUGUUCUUAGGUCUCAUUAUCACUGUUAUUGUCCUGGCAGUGUUGCUAUCUUGGUGUUCUCCUGCUGCCCUGGGCCCCUGCUGCCCGGACGGCUGGGUCGGAUACCGAGGGAGGUGCUACUAUUUCUCCGAGGCCGAAGGGGACUGGAACAGCAGCCAGAGACACUGCUCCUCCCUCGAUGCCUCCCUGGCUGGGAUCGAAAUCCUGCAGGACCUGGAUUUCCUGCUGCGCUGUAAAGGCCUCCCGAGGGACCCGGGGCAGCCCUGGAAAUGGGUUAAUUGCACCAAAUUCAACCGCCUGUUUGUAAUAACAGCAGAUGGUGACUGCGUGUAUCUGAAUUAUGAGAAUGGGGUCAGCAGCUCACAGUGCACCAGUGAGAGACUCUGGAUCUGCAGCAAACCUGAUGCGUUUACAAAGGCGAAGGAGGCGGCAGUGGAAGGGGGCUCAUAACAAGAGUAUUAUCAAAAAUUAGCCCUGGAAAAGCCUGUUCACCCCCUUCCAGGAGCCCAUUGGGUUGGAAGGGGCAGGGAGGGGGUAGGUGUGACACUGGCAGACCAGGUAUCAGCUCAUGCCAAAGUUCCCAUGUCUCAGUAGGACACUGACAAAUCCCCAGCUGGGGUCAGGCUGGCUCACCUGUGUGUUAAAAUAGGUAUUAGCAUUAUAAGCAUGUGCUUAGACUUUAGUGAAAGCGUGUGAGCUGCUGCAGCAUUAAUCCUGCUUCUGACAGUCGCAUCCCACAUCGUAAGGUGAUACUGGAGCA
Mauremys reevesii (Reeves's turtle) is the source of this 913-nucleotide messenger RNA. RefSeq names its product C-type lectin domain family 2 member D-like. The record is from RefSeq and is a predicted model, not a curated record. The coding region runs from base 1 to 603 and encodes 200 amino acids. NCBI's taxonomy places the organism in Eukaryota, Metazoa, Chordata, Testudines, Geoemydidae. The transcript has 5 exons.